Penicillium macrosclerotiorum is the source of this 1047-nucleotide messenger RNA. Its product is annotated as Elongator subunit IKI1. Bases 1 to 1047 code for a protein of 348 amino acids. The record is from RefSeq and is a predicted model, not a curated record. The transcript is spliced from 3 exons. Gene Ontology annotation, molecular function: tRNA binding. NCBI's taxonomy places the organism in Eukaryota, Fungi, Ascomycota, Eurotiomycetes, Eurotiales, Aspergillaceae. Gene Ontology annotation, biological process: tRNA wobble uridine modification. Gene Ontology annotation, cellular component: nucleus; elongator holoenzyme complex; cytosol.
AUGGCUCCCAGCAAUCUCUCUCACAGGAGGACGCACAAUCUGCUUCUGAUCUCGAAGUUGUUGAGCUUGAGAGAUACGGCGUCACCGCUCACGCUGCUCCAAGACUCGCUUGAGCAACCCGCCACACCCCUCAUCAAGGAGUAUAUUCGACGAGCGAAGCUUUCCAAAGUCCAUAUUACCCUAGUUGCGUUCGAAACUCUGAAGCGGCCGGAUGGAGUCGAUGCGUUUGUAUCAGCUCGUCGAAAGAGCCCGGCAGACAUCAUCAAAGAAGUAACGGCUGCUAGUCCAUCUGCCACGACGACCAGCUCAUCGCGACGUCGCCUCAUCAUCAUUGAUGCUAUCAAUCCUCUUCUGAGCUCAAGAAGGCUAGACCCAGGUUUUCAUUUGCCUUCAUUCCUAAGCUCGUUCAUAGCUCCAGUUGGCCCUGCAAUGGCGACGGCCGAAGCUGCGCUCGUUGUGACAUUUCAUCAAGAUGUCCCGGGACUCGCUCCCCAGAAUCCCUAUUCACCAUCGCCACUAUCCGUACUAAUAUACCUUGCAACAAGUAUUAUCACAGUCCACUCAUUCUCACAUAUUUUGGCACAAAAGGCCGCCCGCGACCGCAGUCUUGUUGCCCCUGUUUUUGGACUCGAAGAAGAACAAGAUGGGGUUCUUGUGGGCCGGCUAGAUAAGCUUUCUGGCACCGGUGUUGCGGAAGGAAUUGUCCUUGAGCUUGAACAUCGGCGCAAAAGUGGACGUGGCGUUUUGGAGUGGUAUCUUCUUCCUCCCGCAUCGCGGUAUUCACCUCAGCAUGUGAAGGAGGUGGUGACUCUUCUUGAUGAUAAUCCGCUCUACAAUCCUCCCAUGGAAAUAGGCACCAAUCUUGAUGACGAGGAACCAAAAUCCACGUUUGAGCUUGGUCUUACUGAAAGGCAGCGAAGGGAUAGAGAGGGAGUUGUCCUUCCUUACUUUGAUGCCCAGAAUGGAAAUGGUCCCGGCGAAGGAGGCCGAAUUCUCUACGAUAUGGGCGAGGAAGACGAUUUUGAUGAAGAAGAGGAUGAAAUCUAG